Molecule: messenger RNA, 992 nt
Organism: Humulus lupulus (European hop)
Lineage: Eukaryota; Viridiplantae; Streptophyta; Magnoliopsida; Rosales; Cannabaceae
Product: gamma-glutamylcyclotransferase 2-3
Exons: 8
Coding region: 143-712 (189 amino acids)
Biological process (GO): glutathione catabolic process
Cellular component (GO): cytoplasm
Molecular function (GO): gamma-glutamylcyclotransferase activity; glutathione specific gamma-glutamylcyclotransferase activity
Source: RefSeq, a predicted model, not a curated record
CGCAUUGUCUUCUCCAAUCGCCAUAUACUCUCUCUCCUCUGCUUCCACUUCGAGUGAGAGAAACUAGAGAGAGAAGGGAAGAUUCUGUUCCAUUACUGUCAUCUCGGGUUCGAGCUUCGACCAGAAGAAACGAAUCACUGAAAUGGCGAUGUGGGUAUUUGGGUACGGCUCUCUGAUAUGGAAAGCCGGCUUCAACUUCGACGAACGACUCACCGGUUCCAUCAAAGGUUACCGCCGAGUCUUCUAUCAAGGCAGUACGGACCACAGAGGGACAACGGAGUUUCCAGGGAGAACGGUAACGUUGGAGCCUGCGGAGGGAGAAGUCUGUUGGGGAGCUGCCUACAAGAUUACCAAGAAGGAAGACCAAGAAAUUGCAUUGACGCAUUUAGAAGUGAGGGAGAAGCAAUAUGACAAAAAGGCCUAUGUUGAUUUUUUCACUGAGCCUAUGGCUGCUACCCCAGCUGUGUCAGGAGUAAUGGUAUACAUCGCCUCGCCGGACAAGAAAGCCAACGUGAACUACUUGGGCCCAGCUUCCAUUGAGGAUAUUGCCAAACAAAUCGUUCGAGCUGAGGGCCCCUCAGGACCCAAUAGAGACUACCUUUUUCAGCUCGAGAAGGCUCUUCUUCAAAUUGGAUGUAAAGAUGAACAUGUAAUAGGUCUUGCAAACGAAGUGAGACGAAUCCUCUCGGAAUCAAAGCAGCCUUUUGCAUGAUCCAUACUCCCAUUUCUGUGAAAUUAGAGGAUUGCAGACUGGAUUUUCCAAGUUUGCAAAAUAUUACUUCUCAAAAUUAAUUUGUUUAGAGUUAUUGCUGUUGCAUUGAAAAGAAUGUUAGGAUACAGCCAUGCAACAUUUGAGUUUGAGUCUAACACUAAUAAAUGUGAAAAAGAAAAAAAAAGCUUUGAUUUAGUACCUCUUUGUGUAGAAGUGAGAUUUAUAGGCCUGGAGCCCAAAGUAUCAAUAAUACUUAGAAAAGAGGUAACUUGUUCCACCA